AAAUUACUUAAGAGAAUUUAAAGACAAGAAUCAAUCAUCUUUGGUCAAAAGACAGUACAUGUGUCUAGCCAUUAUCUGUGUAAAUUCGGAGGAGGUUGUUGUUAUGGCACUUCGGUCUGCUAUGUUUCUAACAUUUCUGGAGUUAAAUACGUAUGCGGCAGUUCUUGCGGCCCUUUUCGUAUAG
Molecule: messenger RNA, 184 nt
Organism: Funneliformis caledonium
Lineage: Eukaryota; Fungi; Glomeromycota; Glomeromycetes; Glomerales; Glomeraceae
Source: the annotation of a GenBank genome assembly